UUUUUAAGCGAACAGUCCAAAAUAAUAAAAGGUACACAUGUAUAGAAAACCAGAACUGCCAAAUUGACAAAACACAGAGAAAACGUUGUCCUUACUGUCGAUUUCAAAAAUGUCUAAGUGUUGGAAUGAAGCUAGAAGCGGUAAGGGCCGAUCGAAUGCGCGGAGGAAGGAAUAAGUUUGGACCAAUGUACAAGAGAGACAGGGCCCUGAAGCAACAGAAAAAAGCCCUCAUCCGAGCCAAUGGACUCAAACUGGAAGCCAUGUCUCAGGUGAUCCAAGCGAUGCCCUCUGACCUGACCAUCUCUUCUGCCAUUCAGAACAUCCAUUCUGCCUCCAAAGGCCUACCUCUGAACCAUGCUGCCUUGCCUCCUACAGACUAUGACAGAAGUCCCUUUGUAACAUCCCCCAUUAGCAUGACAAUGCCACCUCAUGGCAGCCUGCAAGGUUACCAAGCAUAUGGCCACUUUCCUAGCCGGGCCAUCAAGUCUGAGUACCCAGACCCCUACACCAGCUCACCUGAGUCAAUAAUGGGCUAUUCCUAUAUGGAUAGUUACCAGACAAGCUCCCCGGCAAGCAUUCCACACCUGAUACUGGAACUUUUGAAGUGUGAGCCUGAUGAGCCUCAAGUUCAAGCCAAAAUCAUGACCUAUUUGCAGCAAGAGCAGGCUAACCGAAGCAAGCACGAAAAGCUGAGCACAUUUGGGCUGAUGUGCAAAAUGGCGGAUCAAACCCUCUUCUCCAUUGUGGAGUGGGCCAGGAGUAGUAUCUUCUUCAGAGAACUUAAGGUUGAUGACCAAAUGAAGCUGCUUCAGAAUUGCUGGAGUGAGCUCUUAAUCCUCGACCACAUUUACCGACAAGUGGUACAUGGAAAGGAAGGAUCCAUUUUCCUGGUUACUGGGCAACAAGUGGACUAUUCUAUAAUCGUGUCACAAGCCGGGGCCACCCUCAACAACCUCAUGAGUCACGCACAGGAGCUAGUGGCAAAACUUCGCUCCCUACAGUUUGAUCAGCGAGAGUUCGUGUGUCUGAAAUUCUUGGUGCUCUUUAGUUUGGAUGUCAAAAACCUUGAGAACUUCCAGCUGGUAGAAGGUGUUCAGGAACAGGUCAACGCAGCCCUGCUGGACUACACCGUAUGCAACUACCCCCAGCAAACAGAGAAGUUCGGGCAGCUACUUCUGCGGCUACCCGAAAUCCGGGCGAUCAGCAUGCAGGCUGAGGAAUACCUCUACUACAAACACCUGAAUGGGGACGUGCCCUACAAUAACCUUCUCAUAGAAAUGUUGCAUGCAAAAAGAGCCUAAGUUAUGACCCCUAAGAGUUCUGCUUCCAGAACACAAAGAGAUUUGAGGGGAGGGGAAAGAACAGGAAGAGGAAAAAAAAUACUCUGAACUGCUCCAAGCAACACUAAUUUAAAAACUCGGUUAAAGAUACUGAAUUUAAAAAGGCAUAAUAAUCAAAUACUUAAUAGCAAAUAAAUGAUGUAUCAGGGUAUUUGUAUUGCAAACUGUGAAUCAAAGGCUUCAUGUCCCCAAAGGAUUCAUGUGAAAGACAUUGUAACGGAAUGGAUUUGAACUCACAGAUGGAUUCCAGCACUAUGUCAGAAUAAAAAUGGACAGAACAAUUCUUGUAUAUUUAAACUGAUCUCCACUAUGAAGAAAUUUAGGAACCAAUCUGUGUUAUUAAUUAGGCUUAUACAGUGAGGGAUCGAGCUUACAGAAUUCCUCCCUGGUGAAGCUGAACUGAAACAAUUCUCAAGAAUGCAUCAGCUGUACCUGCGACAGCCCCUCUCUCUUCCUUGGAAGGCCUCGCACCUUCUGCCCUGUGAUCACCAAGUCUGUACAAAGGACCUAUGCUCAGCCACGCCCAUUAGUAGCUCCACUAAAUCAUGAAUUCCAAAUGUCUGUGUCUUAGACCUGCAAACCGCUAAUAAGAGCGAUCUAUAAAUAUGUCAGCUUGCCAUUUUAAAUAUGUUCUCAAGUUUGUUUUGUCACGUGUUCAUGAUUUUACAAAGAGCAGGCAGUAUCCCUCUUCUAUCUUAUAUAAGCAUUCAUGAAUAUUAAGGGAAAUGGCUACAAAUUUUUUAAGCAAAUGCUCCAUAACUAAAGCAAGUUAGAUCUUAUUUCUGCUACUGUUGCUGAAAUGUGGCUUUGGCAUUGUUGGACUUCAUAAGAAUUUCUGGCUGAAAGGCUUUUUAGGCUACAUCUGCCCUUUUUAAUCAUAAAGGUUUGUAGUUCAUUUUAAAAAAAAAUACAGCUUUAAAAAUCUUUUGCUGGAAUGUCAAAUAGUCACAGUCCUAAGUAGUUGAACAUAAAAACUGAAGCAUGUCAAGCUAUGAAAAUGAAAAGGUAGGAGAAGCUGAUAGAUUGGUUGACACAAAGUUCAUUCUAGUUGCCACUGAGCAUCCCCUAUCUUGAGAUGAGAACAGUAAUUUUUGAAUGCAGCCUGGAAAAAUCCAACAGUCAUUUAAAUCUUCCCCAAAGAGGAAAGGAAGAGAGUGAUACUGACCUUUCUAAGUCAUAGACCAAAGUCUGCUGUAGAACAAAUAUUGGAGGACAAAGAAUUGCAAACAAACUCUCCAAACAAUGCCGUCAGUAUUAUUAACACUCGAUGCCACAGGUAUGAAAGUCUUGCCUUAUUGCGCGAUUCUGGAAGGUAGCUGUGCAGAUGUGGAUCAACUUUAAAAAUAAAGUAUUAAUGCUUUUAAAGUCAGAUAAAA
This is a messenger RNA of Ictidomys tridecemlineatus (thirteen-lined ground squirrel), 2716 nucleotides long. NCBI's taxonomy places the organism in Eukaryota, Metazoa, Chordata, Mammalia, Rodentia, Sciuridae. The record is from RefSeq and is a predicted model, not a curated record.